GAACUUCUCAUCAGGAAACACUUUGCCAAUCUGCGAUUGACGAUAUAGAUCCCAACAUUCGUUACUGCGCGUACGUGCUACGUUUGGGUUCAGAUGGCGCCUCGAGCGUAGAGGAUCUUGUUAAAAUGACUAUGGGAAAAAGUAAGGGUGUUGGUUUGGACUUGUUAGAGGCUGAAUCUGUCCUUGCUCAGUCGCGUCAAGAAAAAGCUGCAUCGUUGACCUCUAUAUCUUGGCGGGGCCGUAUUGUCCCACUAAGGAAUGCAAACCUUGCGAUUUGCAUCUUGAAAGCUCGCGAAGCUACGACAGACCUGGAGAAUGCUUCAGAUGCUGAUGCUGAAGAGGCGACUAAAAUGGAAAUGUUUGAUAAGCUUCUUGAAGCUUAUGGAGAUGCCGAAAGGUUCGCCAAGAAUGCCGUAAAGGAAGAUGCGGAUGCAACCGCGAAAGUUAAAUCUUCUAAAUCUGAAAAAAUUUCUGCGGAUCUGAAUUUUGUUUACAAUUAUGUGGCAUACAAUUAUCUGUGUCGUAGAAUUCAGCGUAAUUUGAUGCUUGUGGAUUCUCUUAAACAAUUGGAAACUCAAGAACAGUCUGGUACCAGGCUAGCUGGUGGAAAAUAUCAAGAUAUUGUAAAAUUGUAUGAUAACGUAUUGCAGAGCUUGAAUGAGAUCAAGGACCUUCCCGAGAUUCAAAAUGAUCCCUCUCUAUCUCAUGAAAUUGAUGCCAAGAUUUGGUAUUUCAAAGCCUGGCGGACUUUAUAUGUUGCAUCUGCUUAUUUCAUUUUGAACAAGGAAUUGGAGGCUAUUCUUUUAUACGAACGUGCGAACGAAUAUAAUUUGCAGGCAAGAAAAACUUUAUCUAGGAUAGAACCCGAUAAUGAUGACAUAUUACUUGUUACCGAAACAGACAUGGAAGUUUUGGAAAAACUCUUGAGGAGUCAUAAAUGCAGAGCCCGUGCAGCGUGGCAUCUUCAUCAUAUUGGGUCAGAUGAUUCUGACGUUACCAAGAAACUAGGCGAAUUAAAUAUUGACGAGAAAUCAAAAACUGAAAACAAAGAAGAUGAG
This is a messenger RNA of Acaulospora colombiana, 1058 nucleotides long. Lineage: Eukaryota; Fungi; Glomeromycota; Glomeromycetes; Diversisporales; Acaulosporaceae. The record is from the annotation of a GenBank genome assembly.